GUGGCGGCCCCCGCUCCGCGCCGCCGUGCAACCCCCCCCGCCCCGCCGUGCCCGCCCCUGCGGGCAACCCGCGCCGCUGCCGGGCGUGAGCGCAGCGGCGGGCGCCGGGGAGGGGGGGGGGGAGGGAAGGGCCAUGUCCGCUCCUGCUGGGCGACGUCCGUGCCGGGUUUUGCACCUUGUCCCCGGGUCUGCCUCACGGCCUGGAGGAGCUGCCGCCGCCGCCGCUGCCGCCGCCGCCGCUGGUGCUGCUGCUGCGGUGUUUACUGAGCGCUCCUGUCCUGAUAUCACUCCGCUGGCAUGGAGGAGGAGGAGGUGGAGGAGGAGAGCAUUUGAUCAUUGUGAUGGUGGCAGGAGGAGCAGCAGCAAGCAAAGCAGAGCAAAGCGUCAGGCUGUUAUCAGCUCGGCGUUUUGCAAAGACUUCAGAGCUCUACUUUUUUUUUUUCCAGCUCGGCCCGGAUUGUUCAUGUGUUUACUUCCCCCAGCCCGAGGAUUUGCUAUUUAGGUUCCUGUUGAAAUGCAACCGAGCAGCCAAAGUACUUUGCGAACACGGUGCGGCAUAAACACCAAAACUUUUUUCUAGAAGGAAAAUACAAUAAGAAAGCGGCUUUGCCUGUCUUUUGAUGCCGGGGAGUGCGAGUGAGUGUGCCGCGUGUGCCCAGCGUGUGCUUGUGCUUGGAUGUGUGUGUGCGAACGUGCGUGUGAGCGGGGGGGGGUGUGUAUGUGUGUGCAUGUGGAGGGGCGCGCGUGUUUCUCUUUAUACAUGGGGAGAGAAGGCUUUUGGCAAAACCUCCGGAAAUCUCACGGAAUCUAUUUUGAAAUAAUGGAUUAUAAAAAAGAAAAAGGAGGAAAGGAACUGGUCUGAUAUCUCCUGGAGUUUGCUACCCGAAUUGCUGCUGCUUAGUUUGUUGUGCUUUUUUUUUUUUUUUUUCCGUGUGUGCGUGUGUGUGUUGGUUGUGUUGCUGGUGAUAACCUUUUAGCACCUUCUCUCUUUAUUUCCCUCCCCCCCCCCCCCCCCCCUUUAAUGUUUUGGAGCUUCUCGAGAGGGAUUGGCUGGGGGGAAAGAGAAACAUUUGCUUGGGAUCGCUGUUUCCCUGAUACAUGGUGGUGCCCCCUCCCCCCCCCCCCCCCCCCCGGUUCUCUAAAAAGUAUCCCAUCAGGACCCCGGAGGAGACUGUGUGUGUGUGAAGGGUAGGAUAAAAAGUUCUUCCAAAAUAGUGUGCGCGGGGAAGAGGAUGGGGGAUUUUGCAGCCCCCGCUGCCGCCGCGAAUGGCAGCAGUAUCUGCAUCAACAAUAACCUGAACAGCAGCCUCAGCGGGGCCGGCGGUGCCGGUAUCGGGGUUAACAGCACUCCCCACGGUCCUCCUGCCGCCGCCGCCGGUAACAAUAACGCUAAUAGCGGCGGCAUUCCCAAGCACAGCACGGUGGUGGAGCGGCUGAGGCAGCGCAUCGAGGGCUGCCGGCGGCACCAUGUCAACUGCGAGAGCAGGUACCAGCAAGCCCAGGCGGAGCAGCUGGAGCUGGAGCGCAGGGACACCGUGAGCCUCUACCAGCGGACCCUGGAGCAGAGGGCCAAGAAGACGGGCACCGGCGGCGGCAGCAAGCAGCAGCAGCAGCAGCAGAGCAAACAGCAGCAAGAUGCCGAGCCUGCCACGGCGGAGCAGAGGAACCACACGCUGAUCAUGCUUCAAGAGACAGUCAAAAGGAAGUUGGAAGGCGCACGUUCACCUCUCAAUGGAGAACAACAGAAUGGAGUUUGUGAUGGCAACUUUUCUCCAACCAGCAAGCGGAUACGGAAGGAUGUACCAGGCAUCGAAGCAAUCAACAGCUUGCCCAAUAAUUUGCCUUUGCCCACUGUUUCUCCCCUUCACCAGCUUGACAUGAAAGCUCCCCUGCCCCUGCAGAACAGUGGAACUCAUGGUAGUGGUCUAGAAGACUUGGGUAAAAACGGUGGGCUUUCCGAGAUAAAGCUCCCUGUUAAUGGUUGUAACGAGUUAGAUGAUAGUUUUAACAUCCUGCAGAACAAGGAGCUAAAGCAAGAGCCUUUGGAUGACCCCAGCUGUAUAGACACUUCUGAAACAUCUCUUUCAAAUCAGAAUAAGCUCUUCUCAGACAUAAACCUGAACGAUCAAGAGUGGCAGGAGCUAAUAGACGAACUAGCGAACACUGUUCCAGAAGAUGAUAUACAAGAUUUGUUCAACGAAGACUUUGAAGAGAAGAAGGAGCCGGAAUUUCCCAGGCCUGCCACAGAAACUCAAGAGAGCGCGAGCGUGAAAAGCGAUCCAUCUCAUUCUCCAUUUGCUCAUGUCCCGUUAGGUUCUCCCCAGGUGAGGCCUUCUUCUUCCGGUCCUCCAUUUUCGAACGUCUCCACAGCCUCUAGCAUAGCUUCUGUGUCCAGCGCCCCGCCAGCCCCCAUCCCUGCCGGCUCACCGGCGAACUGUGUUGUUCAGUCACCUCAAACUCCCAGCCAGGCCCACACUCCAGGCCAGACGCAGGCGCGGUCUGGAAAUGGCUAUCUUAUGAAUCCAGCAGCGGCAACUGUGGCAGGAUCAGGGCCUGGGCCCGUGAAUAUGCCGAGUGCUGACUUGUCUCCAGCCGAACAGCUCAAGCAAAUGGCAGCCCAGCAGCAGCAAAGAGCUAAGCUCAUGCAGCAGAAGCAGCAGCAGCAUCCAAAUCAACCCUCAAGCUGGUCACCUGUGGGCCCUCCAUCUAGUCCAUAUGGAGGACCCUUCAGUGCAGACAAACCAAAUAGUCCAAUGAUGUAUCCCCAAGCCUUUAACAACCAAAACCCAAUAGUGCCUCCUAUGGCAAACAAUCCACAGAAGACCACAAUUAAUAACUACCUCCCUCAAAAUCACAUGAAUAUGAUCAGUCAGCAGCCAAAUAACCUGGGCACAAACUCCUUAAGCAAACAGCCCAACAUGCUUUCUUACGGCAACACCAAACCUCUGACCCACUUCAAUGCCGAGCUGAGUCAGAGGAUGACCCCGCCAAUGGCAAAUCCUAGCAAGAACCCCAUGAUGCCGUACAUCCAGCAGCAGCAGUCCCAGCAGCCGCAGAUGCAAGCUCAGAUGGCGCACCUGAGCGAGGAACAGAAACGCAUGCUCAUCAUGAAGCAGAAAGGAAUGAUGAAUCAGGCCAUGGCAUAUGCAACACUUCCUUCCCUUGGUCAGGAGCAGCAUCAAGUGGGAUUGUCUCGGACCACAGGGCCUAUGCAGCCUUCUGUCCCACCGGGCUCCAGCAGCGUGGUCACAGGCACGAGCUCUGGGGGUCCCUUCCUGGGAAACCAACCUCAAGCGGCCAUCAUGAAGCAGAUGCUGAUUGAGCAGAGAGCCCAGCUCCACGUGAUAGAGCAGCAGAAACAACAGUUCCUAAGAGAGCAAAGGCAGCAGCAGCAGCAGCAGAUCCUGGCAGAGCAGCAGUUGCAGCAGCAGUCACAUUUGCCUCGGCAGCAUCUGCAGCAACAGCGGAGCCCGUACCCAGUGCAACAGGUCAAUCAGUUCCAAGGUUCUCCCCAGGAUAUAGCAGCUGUGAGAAACCAAGCAGCACUCCAGAGCAUGAGGACAUCCCGAAUGAUGGCCCAGAACGCGAGCAUGAUGGCAAUGGGUCCCUCCCAGAACCCGAGCACACUGCCCACGACCGCAGGCCAGUCAGACAUGGGCAUGGCUCCUUACAGCAACGCCUCUUCCAGCCAGCCGGGAAUGUACAGUAUGAGCACAGGGAUGAGCCAAAUGUUGCAGCACCCAAACCAAAGUGGCAUGAACAUGGCACAUAACGCAGGCCAGGGAACGAGGCAGCCUGCCUCUGGACAAGCGGUGGGAAUGGUCGGCACUUUUGGUCAGAACAUGCUGGUAAAUUCUGCUCUUCCCCAGCAUCAGCAGCAGAUGAAAGGACCCGUGGGCCAGGUCUUACCCAGGCCACAAGCACCACGGCUUCAAAACCUGAUGGGGACUGUCCCUCAAGGAACACAGAACUGGCAGCAGCGAGGCUUACAAGGUAUACCCGGAAGGACUAGCAGUGAAAUGGGGCCCUUCAAUAAUGGCACAACGUACCCGAUGCAGUCUGGGCAGCCACGGCUGUCCAAGCAACACUUCCCACAGGGGCUCAAUCAGACAGUUGUGGACACGAGUGGAACAGUAAGAGCCCUCAACCCAGCGAUGGGAAGACAGUUGCUGCAACCACUACCGGGGCAACAAGGAGCCAGCCAGGCCAGGCCGAUGGUAAUGCCUGCAAUAAGCCAAGGGGUCCCCACAAUGUCCGGCUUUAGUCAGCCUCCAACGCAGCAAAUGCCAGGUGGUAACUUUGCUCAGAGCAGCCAAGGCCAGGCCUAUGAGAGGAAUCCCACUCAGGACAUUUCUUACAACUACAGUAAUGAAGGAGCGGGGGGGUCAUUCUCCAGUUUAGCAGAGGGCGCAGACCUUGUGGACUCCAUCAUUAAGAGCGGACCAGGGGAUGAGUGGAUACAAGAACUUGAUGAGUUGUUUGGAAACCCCCAGUGAAUGGGCUUGUAUAGUCUGGAGCUUUGGUUGUUAUGUUUGAAAAAAGAGAAGAGAGAGUUGGAUGUUCUCCCCAUCCUUGGAUUGUUGGGGUUUUGUUUGAAGUGGUUUGGUUUGGGGUUAUUUUGUUUUCUUUUGUUUUUAAUCGUGCAAACUGAGCUGAUCUGUAGCCAACUUUGGAAGAUUUAGGGGACGAUGAAAACAUCGGCAUCCCAAGACUUCCACCAAGCAAUCUCCGUUGUGUGGCAGCACCCGUUGUGUGUGGGGAGUGGGCAGGAUGGGGAAACUGGAAAAGCCGGGUGAUGCCUCUGGUUGGGAAAAUUUGGUCUUUCCCCACUGAAACAAGGCUUCAUUGCACAGUGGUAUGGGGUGGUCCCAAUAUCUCCUGCCUCAUGUAACUGUAAACACUGCAACUUUCAGGGGAACAGAUGAAAACAGCCGGGAGCAAAGCCUAAAGACGUCUGUGGGCGAUUGCACAGGCCAUGGUCAGAAAUGGGCUUAACUCCAGGGGUAAGCAGGUCUCGGUGAGCCACAGCCAGGCCCAUGGGGCCGGCUCUGGGCUGUCACAAGGGAACGUGCAGCGCACACGUGACAAACCUAAAGUCACAGGGAGGUCACCAUUUUCACUGCAGAGUGAUAAAAAUCCAAGAAAAGUGUAGGAGAACAUAAAUUUGGCAGUGUGGUGAGGACAGUUUGAUUAUGGGACUCCUGCCGGACAUGGCUUAGGUGGGUGGGGUAACUUAAGGAGCUAUUUAGUCCCCUUGGGACUUGCAGUAGUGCUUCUCUGUCAGAGCACUUUGGCAUGUGCUGCCUGGCAGUGCAGAACAGCAGCUAUGAAUGGUGUUGAAGGGCUGGGAGGUACCAAGUAGGUCCUAAGCAGGUCCCUCUCUCUCUCUCUCUCCUUCCUCCCCAGUAUGUUUUCAGUUCACUUCCUUCCCCUCCUAUCCUUCCGUGUAAAGUGAGCUGGCUGCACUUUUUUUCGGGUGACCAACAACUGCCACAAAGGUGCAGGCAGGGAAGGAGACAACAGGCAUGAGAAAAUGUACAGGGAAGGUUUGGCACGCAGAAUGAGUUUCUCCUCUCCUCUUGAAAAGUGCAAGGCUGGCAGAUAGUAUUACCCUGGAGUGUCUGGGUUCUCGAUGUGAUGUUAUAUGCAGCCUGAUCUUCAGUUUUAAACAGAUGUUUGGUCUAAUCUCUCUGGUUUGCUGGAACAGAAUUCACUGCAGUGUUUGAAGAACAAGAACCAGUGAAGGACUAGUAAAGAUCAUUCAUGAAUGGGUAAAAUAAUGGAUGCAGUUAUUACAAACAUGGGGUCUGCCCAAAUAAGCUUUUAGGUAGUAGUGACAUAUCACUAUCUCCACUGUGUGGACCAGUUCUAAGCCGCACUGUAAUGAAGUUGUGGUAUGUCUUGCAUAAUAUUGAGAUGCCAGCCAUUCUGAAUGUCUAAAGCAGUGGUUCCCAAGCUGCAGUCUGAGGCUGGGGUAAGCUGUCCUCCGAAACCUAUCACCUUUUUAGUGUUUUCAGCUGAGAGCUGCUUAUCAGGUUAUAUAGUGGCACAUAAAAAAAGUUAACAUGAUCCACAGUCCAAAAAGUUUGGGAACCUCUGGCCUAAUGCUGGCCUCUGUGAGCCAUAAGAUGUGCUCUGCAGUGAAAGUGUCUCUAGUGUACAACUACCAGUACCAACUAUCCAGCUACCGAUUAUCUCCUUGUGUGCUGCUCUCCUUGGGCCCGGCGAUACAAAGUGCUCGGCUGCUGAAAUCCACGGGAGCUGACGGGCUCAAGCCCUGCCUUUCCCUGUGGAGCACAGAUACGCAUCACAUUAAGGAGUGGGAACAAAAUGGGCCUGGAAGCAUCUCAGGGCGCCAUUACGGUUCCCUUUCAUGCAGUAAUCCCUUGCAGGGCUUACCUAGACAAGGGGAAGUAUCUGUUUUAAAUGCUAUAAUGUAGGCAGGACAAGCUGCAUUUUUAACAUGGACUAGCUGGUCAAGAUGAGCUAUUGAUCCAGCUUGCCCUGACUGCUAGAUUUUUAAAACAUGCUUUAGUUACAUGUCUUUUAGCUGUCCCCUUUUUAAAAUACAGCAGAAGGACCUAUUCCAGUUCCAGCUGAAGAUGAUAGGGGUUUGCCUGUCUGCUGCUUCAGCAGGAGCUGGACUGGGCCCUAAUUCAGUGAACGAGAGCACCAGCCAAAGUUUUCAGUCCAUCUUGCGGGUAAGCGGCUCUUGGUCGGACUAGCCUGAACGGAAGGGGUAGGCAAACAGUGAGAGAAAUGGUACCCUGAAGAUUCGAGGGCGUCUGCAUAUAUGUGUGUCUGCGUGAGCGUGAGGGUGAGGGAGCGACGAGCUGGUGUGGCACAUAUGUGUCCUGCCCCGUACGACAGAGGCACGCCAGGACGAGGAGGCAGCGAGCCCGCUGCUCGGGGGACGGCGCUGGGGACGGCACGGCAUCCCUUUGUCGGGUGCGAGUGACGGGGGGUCACCUGCCAGCACAGAGCUGGGAAAUGAGGGUUUAGAAACACACAACCACCACACUGCGGCCAAGUGCAAACCCAUGUGCGUCAGGGAGAUACAGGCUUUGGUGAAUACAUGGUGAUGAAGACUGAGUCUCUGUUGUCUUUGCAAAGCUUCCUCCAAAUACUCCGUACUGGGACCAAGUACUAGAGAGGUAGAUUUUAUUAGAUUUGGGGUUGUUUUUUUCUUUCUUACUAUGGUGCUGAUGUAUAUGUAAUGUUAAAAAAAAAAAAGUUAUUUGUAAAUAUGUUUUUACAAUUCUACAGAUAUCACUGGGUCUACUAUCUGUAAAAUAUAUACAUAUAAAUAUAUAUAUAUAUACUGUUUGUUUAAAAUAGAGUAUUUUUAUUUCAUUCCUUAACUCAUCCUUACUGCAGUGGUAUUGCACUUCAGAUGACGUCUAAUUACUAAUUUGUACUGUAUCCCUGACGGCAACUUGCUCCAUUUUAUUCAGAUUUUUCUAGUUUUCUGUUUUUACUUUGUACAUUAAGCAUUGCUUAUUUCCUUUUAAGACCUGUACAGAGCUCUGAAAAUGUAGAAGACCUGAUGUUAACAUACCACUUUUAAAGAAAAACAAAACAAAACAAAAACAAACAAACAAACAAAAAACAAAUAAAAGAUGGUUAUCUGAGUCAUAUA
Harpia harpyja (harpy eagle) is the source of this 7639-nucleotide messenger RNA. It is a transcript of the gene MAML3, whose product is annotated as mastermind like transcriptional coactivator 3. The coding region runs from base 1233 to 4496 and encodes 1087 amino acids. Gene Ontology annotation, molecular function: transcription coactivator activity. Gene Ontology annotation, cellular component: nucleoplasm; nuclear speck. NCBI's taxonomy places the organism in Eukaryota, Metazoa, Chordata, Aves, Accipitriformes, Accipitridae. Gene Ontology annotation, biological process: positive regulation of transcription of Notch receptor target; Notch signaling pathway. The record is from RefSeq and is a predicted model, not a curated record. The transcript has 5 exons.